Molecule: messenger RNA, 1107 nt
Organism: Eucalyptus grandis
Lineage: Eukaryota; Viridiplantae; Streptophyta; Magnoliopsida; Myrtales; Myrtaceae
Product: WUSCHEL-related homeobox 9
Exons: 4
Coding region: 1-1107 (368 amino acids)
Biological process (GO): regulation of developmental process
Molecular function (GO): DNA binding; DNA-binding transcription factor activity
Source: RefSeq, a predicted model, not a curated record
AUGGCUUCAUCAAAUAGACACUGGCCUAGCAUGUUCAAGUCCAAGCCCUGCAACACUCAGCAUCAUCAAUGGCAACAUGAUCUCAACCCUUCUCUCCUGUCAUCAAGUGGAUGCCACAAAACUUCGCCGUACUCAUCAGGUUGUGAGGAGCGAACCCCGGAGCCAAAGCCGAGGUGGAACCCGAAGCCGGAGCAAAUCCGCAUACUGGAGGCGAUCUUCGACUCCGGGAUGGUCAACCCCCCCAGGGAGGAGAUUCGGAAGAUCAGGGCUCAAUUGCAAGAGUACGGACAAGUGGGCGACGCCAAUGUGUUCUACUGGUUCCAGAACCGGAAAUCUAGAAGCAAGCACAAGCUCCGUCACCUCCAGACCUCCAAACAACAGAAGCAACAACAAAACCAAAACACCAACACCAGCAGCAACAACCAAAAUUUCAAUCCAAUCACAUCUUCAAUGUCGCCCACCGUCACAGCUCCAAAUUCAUCUUCGUCGUCCUCCUCGUCUGACAGGACCUCUCCAACCGGUCAUCAGGGCGUAAGCACUUGUGGUUUCCCUCAAUCUGGUCAAGGGUUUUGCUUCUCUCCACUGACAAGUGUGGUUCAAGUUCCUCAUGAGCAAAGCCCUAAUAUUGGCCCUUGCACAAGCCUUUUACUUAGUGAGAUCAUGAACAACAACAACAACAACAACAACAACAACAAUAAUGCAGCUGGUUCUGAGAAACUUGGGCAAGGUGAUCAUCACAAAAUGAAGAUGAUGCAAUUGCCAACAAGCUCUCUGGGUAAUAACUAUUCUGUGAUCAACCCUUUAGGGACGACUCACUCUGCUGUUCCUGCAACUGUCACUACUAGCCUUCCUCUUCCAAGCACCAACAUCGACAAUGUUCAGGGUGUCCCGGAGGCCAGCAACGAGGCGAAAUCCACGGUGUUCAUCAAUGACGUGGCGUUCCAGGUGGCAUCCGGGCCGUUCAACGUGAGGGAGGCCUUCGGGGAUGACGCAGUGCUCAUCAACGCCUCGGGUCAGCUCGUUCUCACCAACGAGUGGGGUCUCACUCUUCAGUCACUCCAGCACGGCGCCUCUUACUAUCUGGUGACUAUCAUUAUAAUAUCUUGA